UUAAAACAUCAACACAACACACAUCCACGACGCCGCGCCGCGCCGCCGCCUGCACCAGUUCAUUCUUCUUCGAUCUCUUCUUCUUCCUCCCCCAUUCUUUCCUUUCUUCCUGUUUUUUCUUCCUUUUUCUAUUUAUUUUCUUCUUCUUCUCCACCCACGCUGCUGCUCGGAUUCGGCGUCUUCACCCACCCUCCCUGCUCGGCGCCGGUGACUGCUAGUGUCUGACCGGUGAGCCUGGGCAGAUGCAGAUCUACAUUCAAAAAAAUAUACUCCAUAUAAGUGGCGAACCGCCGGUUCAAACCGUAAACCGGCGGUUCACAGUGAAUCUUCUUUACGAGAGGCCGUACAGCACAGCGUCGAUUUCAUCUAUGCUCUAGUUUCUACCCGCAUUCUUCUCCCUCCCACUCGAUCUUCUCUACUCACAUGCAAUUCCAAUCCACCUGCGUACGAUUCGUUUCCAAGCAAGUAGGCACCAGCUCCUGCAACCUACUCCCACACCACAAUUUUCCACUCUAUUAAGCAAGGGUGCGAGGGGGAAUUUCUAUCUGUAAUCCAGAUUUAUCAAAGAACUGCCAUUUCAUUUCUAGUUGCUGCCCAUCAUAUGCCUGCAGUCAGAUGGUGCAGAAUACUGCAGCAAUGGAAUUUCGUGGCAGAGCAUCACUUACGGCAUGUACAGCCCUUUCUACAUCGUUGUGUCUUAUCAUCCAUAGCUCAACCUUGCCAGAACCAGCUCAUGCACAUGGAGGAGGUUCAUUCCUCAAUACGGAAGUUCGAUUCUCAUGUAUAUGCACGAAUGCUCCAGCAAUACUUACGUGUGAAUGAGCCGAUCAAAGGAAGGAUUCUCCAUUGUCACAUUGUGAAGAUGGGUAACUGCCUAGACUUGUUCGCUAACAACAUUUUGUUAAACUUGUAUAUGAAAAGUGGGUUUAUUUCGGAUGGGGUUAGGUUGUUUGAAGGUAUGUUGGACCGAAAUGUUGUUUCAUUUGUUACCAUGAUCCAGGGAUAUUCGCAGUUGGAGGAAAAUGAUAAAGCUGCUGGUUUGUUCUUUCAGUUGUGUAAAGAAGGGCACGAGCUUAAUCCUUUUGUUUUCACUACAACUUUGAAGGUAUUUGUGAAGUUGGAUUGGGUGGAGUUGGUUUGUUGCAUUCAUGCUUUUAUCCACAAGCUCGGUCAUGAUUCGGAUGCAUUUGUUGGGACAUCCCUUAUCGACGCUUAUUCAGUUUUUGGGUUUGUGGAAGCUGCUGAGAAAGUGUUCCAGGAGGUUAUCGAAAAGGAUAUGUGUUGUUGGACAGGAAUGGUGGCUUGUUAUGCUGAGAACAAUUGUUUCGAAGAGGCUUUCUACCUUUUUAAUAAAAUGAGAAAGAAAGGUCUGGUGCCGAAUAAUUUUACUUUUGCAAGUGUUCUUAAGGCUUGCCUCAGUCUUGAUGAUGUUGAUGUGGGAAAUAGUCUCCAUGGUUGUGUUUUGAAAACUCGUUACGAGUUGGAUCCAUACGUUAGUACUUCAUUGCUUGAUCUGUACACCAGGCUCGGGGACAUCAAGGAUGCUAGGAAAGUAUUCGAGGAGAUCCCUAAAGAUGAUGUUGUUACAUGGAGUUUCAUGAUUGCUCGGUAUUCACAGAGUAAUCAUUGUGAAGAGGCCUUAGAUUUGUUUCUUCGUAUGAGGCAAGCCCUGGUAAUCCCUAACCAGUUCACUUUAGCGAGCGUUCUGCAGGCAUCUGCAACAAGUGGAUGCCUGAAUUUCGGAACACAAAUCCACUCCCUCGCGCUCAAGGUCAGUCUUGAUAAAAAUGUGUUCGUUUUGAAUGCGCUCAUGGAUAUGUAUGCAAAGUGUGGAAACAUGGAGAGUUCGAUGGAUUUGUUCGUGGAUUGCGGAAGCAAAAAUGAGGUUUCUUGGAACACAAUGAUAGUUGGUUAUGUCCAUCUUGGAGAUGCAGAGAAGGCUUUCGAAAUGUUCUUGAAUAUGUGUCGAGAGCGAGUUGAAGCAACUGAUGUAACAUACUCCAGUUUGCUUUGUGCUUGUGCAGGUUUGACAGUUUUGGAUGCCGGCAUUCAAAUACAUGGAAUGACGGUGAAAACCAAGUAUGACGAAGAUGGAUCUGUCUGCAAUGCUCUUAUCGACAUGUACGCCAAAUGUGGACGGAUUAAGGAUGCUCGCGUGGUGUUUGAUUCGAUGAACAAUCACGAUAUCAUCUCCUGGAAUUCGAUGAUUUCGGCAUACUCCGUGCAUGGUCUUGGAGCCGAGGCUUUGAAAGUCUUCGAGAGUAUGCAAGAAACAGACAUUAAGCCAAACCAACUGACCUUCGUUUCUGUGCUGUCGGCGUGCAGCAAUACAGGAUCAUUAGAUCAAGGGCAAUCGUACUUCACUUCUAUGCAAGAGGAAUACGGCGUCGAACCUUGUAUGGAGCACUACACUUGUAUGGUCACACUUCUUGGAAGAUUAGGACAUCUCGACAAGGCUGCAAAAAUCAUCGAAGAAAUCCCAAACAAGCCUACCGUCAUGGUAUGGCGAGCUUUACUCGGCGCUUGCGCAGCACACUGCAACCUGGAGCUUGGGAGAUUCGCUGCUGACCGGUUACUUGAGAUGGAACCCGAAAGCGAGUCGACUUACGUCCUUUUGUCGAACAUGUAUGCAGCAGCCAAGAAUUGGGACAACAUGGUAUCUAUCAGGAAAAGAAUGAAGAACAAAGGGGUGAAGAAAGAGCCAGGGCUUAGCUGGGUUGAGCAUCAGGGGAUAGUUCACUACUUCGCUGUUGGAGAUGAUUCUCACCCUGAUGUUAAACUAAUCCGUGGAAUGCUCGAAUGGCUGAGUUUCGAAAGCAGGAAGACAGGUUACGCCCCGAAUCAGGACACGGUUUUACUCGACGUGGAAGAAGACGAGAAGGCGAGGAUGCUGUGGCUACACAGCGAGCGGAUAGCUUUAGCUUUUGCCCUCGUAAGAACGCCUCCCGGAAGCCCUAUUCGGAUAAUGAAAAACCUCCGGAUUUGUUCUGACUGUCACGUCGCCAUCAAGCUCGCAUCGAAGCUGGUUCAACGCGAAAUCGUUGUAAGAGAUAUUAACAGGUUUCAUCACUUUGAAGAUGGCAUUUGCUCUUGCAAUGACUACUGGUGAGAUAUUAACAUGUUUGGAUUUUACAGUCGAAACCAACAAAAAUGGAAAAGAUCCAAAACUCAGAGAACCCAACAGAAGGACACCAUUAUUGCUUCAAGUUACCACAAAAACCUUGAACAUACAUACGUACAUACAGAGUUUGGUGUUCAAGAACUGAGUCACUUUGGGAAGCCAAAUCCUUUUCUGAGCUUGAUAAUGGAGGAAUACAUUUUCCUCCGGGAACCGACUGCAGUGAUUCCCAUGUCCUUAAGAUCCUCCAAAGUUAACAUGGGGAGCACUUCAUCGUCUACCUCGUGAAUUUCGAAGACAGGGGAGUAUCUUCCCAACCCUAACCCUAAUAGCCACUCCCUCACCCCGACAUUGCUGCCUUCCUCGUUGUGAUGCAAUCCGUUGCUGCCUCCUCUG
Molecule: messenger RNA, 3514 nt
Organism: Andrographis paniculata
Lineage: Eukaryota; Viridiplantae; Streptophyta; Magnoliopsida; Lamiales; Acanthaceae
Product: putative pentatricopeptide repeat-containing protein At5g13230, mitochondrial
Exons: 3
Coding region: 602-3109 (835 amino acids)
Biological process (GO): RNA modification
Molecular function (GO): zinc ion binding; RNA binding; protein binding
Source: RefSeq, a predicted model, not a curated record